CUUGACUGCUUGGGAACUGCAAGAUACUACUAAGGUAUAGUUCGCUUGCUGCAUGUAAGGGGAUGACCUGAACUGGCUUGAACGCUGGGUCUGCCAUGUGAUUUCCACAUUAGGCAGGCAGGCUGGGACUACGCCGUCCUCAUAUCCCGAUCACCACUUGAACUCUAAGGCAUCAAUGCUGCAGGGAAUCUUGAACGUUGGCUUUUGUCUUCAGAACAGAACGCCGUGUUUCACUUCUCUGCUCGCUGCGAACCAUAUGGGACUCUGCGGCUUGACCCCGGAUUACGAGAGCUGGGUGGAGUCCAGGAACGGCCGCCUGCGAAGUCUGCGACGUCAACAAGAUCCCACGGCUACCAGGAUCCUUCUGCCGCCAGGAUAUAUAAUCCACAGAGUUCGCGAAGCGGAAGACUCGUCCAGUCACUCAUCUCUUCGAGAACGAGGUUGGAACUUAUCCAUUGAUGAGAAAGAACCGUCGUCUGACUUGUUAAACAUACCAGGUGCAUCAGACCCUGCCAGAGCGAAGACCAACCUCCAUAUCGAAAUCCAGAAAAGUCCUCGCCCAGACGAACGCCGCGAAGAGGCUGUGCCAAAAACCCAACCAGAGUGCCGCCUUCAAGCACCACGGAUCCUGACUCUUGAAAGACUGCCUAAUGGACUAUAUAAAGCGCGGAGACCCCACCACUCCAACGAAUCGAGCAUUAUAGAUCUCCGAGCUUCUCGGAACCUGAAACAUUCCACAGCGCUGCCUUCCUAUCGGGACAAAUCCACUUGGACGGGACCCAAUCGAAGAGAUGUUAUCGUGAUCAGCUCAUCACACAGCAGACAGCCUAGCAGCAGGAGAAGCGGGGAGGCUGGGCGCGGUACACCUGUAGAGUCUCCACGCAGAGUGCGGUUCUAUAGAACUGCAGACGACGACAAUGUCCAAGAUAAUGAGACCGUGAACGGCAAGGUUUCGAGCUGGUUGCUGCAGGAUGACGAAUUCUGGUGACGGCGUGCUUGUUGACACAGUCGUUCUCCCCUGCCUUGACCAAACCGUCCAUAAGAUCGCCAUGAAUUGUGAGUAUCCACGGAAGAAUUGCCAGGUCCACAGAAUAUCGAUAAAAGCCCAUGUCAUGUAUGAUUUAUGAUCCACUGUGUCGCAAUGCAUGUGUUUAGAUUUAUUUGUGCUUGCGUUUCUUCUGUUUCUUGUCGCCGCCGCCG
Messenger RNA from Aspergillus uvarum CBS 121591, 1200 nucleotides. RefSeq lists its product as uncharacterized. The record is from RefSeq and is a predicted model, not a curated record. NCBI's taxonomy places the organism in Eukaryota, Fungi, Ascomycota, Eurotiomycetes, Eurotiales, Aspergillaceae. The coding region runs from base 176 to 988 and encodes 270 amino acids. The transcript has 2 exons.